UUCUGCUGUCACGACUUGUCUGCUCCAACUCCAAUCCAGAGGUAAACAUGGCGUUGAAGGUAUUGAAGGGGAUGGUGAGCGGAGCUGUUAACGAGCUCUCCUCAGCCGUUACCGGCAACAAGACGGCUGCCUCCCGGGAGCACGUCCUGGCCGUUAAACGCGACUACAUCUCCCAGCCGCGCCUGACCUAUAAGACAGUGUCUGGAGUCAACGGACCUCUCGUGAUUCUGGACCAGGUGAAGUUCCCCAGGUAUGCAGAGAUCGUCCACCUGACCCUGCCAGAUGGAACCAAGAGGAGUGGCCAGGUGUUGGAGGUUACAGGUUCUAAAGCUGUGGUGCAGGUGUUUGAGGGGACAUCAGGUAUUGAUGCUAAGAAGACCAGCUGUGAGUUUACAGGAGACAUCCUACGCACCCCUGUCUCUGAAGAUAUGCUGGGUCGCGUGUUUAAUGGAUCAGGCAAGCCCAUCGACAAAGGCCCAACAGUGAUGGCAGAAGACUACCUGGACAUCAUGGGCCAGCCUAUCAACCCUCAGUGUCGUAUCUACCCGGAGGAGAUGAUCCAGACAGGGAUCUCUGCUAUAGAUGGCAUGAACAGCAUCGCUAGGGGGCAGAAAAUACCCAUCUUCUCUGCUGCAGGACUGCCACACAACGAGAUAGCGGCUCAGAUCUGUCGUCAGGCAGGCCUGGUGAGGAAGUCUAAAGAUGUGAUGGACUACAGUGAUGACAACUUCGCUAUUGUCUUCGCCGCAAUGGGGGUCAACAUGGAGACAGCUCGGUUCUUCAAGUCAGACUUUGAGGAGAAUGGUUCCAUGGACAACGUCUGUCUGUUCCUCAACCUGGCCAAUGAUCCCACUAUAGAGCGUAUCAUCACGCCCCGCCUAGCUCUGACAUCAGCAGAGUAUCUGGCCUAUCAGUGUGAGAAGCACGUCCUUGUCAUCCUGACUGACAUGAGCUCCUACGCAGAGGCGCUACGAGAGGUCUCAGCGGCCAGAGAGGAGGUCCCAGGUCGUCGUGGUUUCCCAGGCUACAUGUACACUGACCUGGCCACCAUCUACGAGAGAGCUGGUCGGGUGGAGGGACGCAACGGCUCUAUCACCCAGAUCCCUAUACUAACUAUGCCCAAUGAUGACAUCACUCACCCCAUCCCUGAUCUGACAGGGUACAUCACUGAGGGACAGAUCUACGUGGACAGACAGCUGCACAACAGACAAAUCUAUCCUCCCAUCAACGUUCUGCCAUCGCUGUCUCGUCUGAUGAAGUCAGCCAUCGGAGAGGGGAUGACACGCAAAGACCACUCUGAUGUCUCCAACCAGCUGUAUGCGUGUUAUGCUAUAGGUAAGGACGUGCAGGCGAUGAAGGCUGUGGUGGGAGAGGAGGCUCUGACGCCUGAUGAUCUUCUCUACCUGGAGUUUCUACAGAAGUUUGAGAAGAACUUCAUCGCCCAGGGAGCCUAUGAGAACAGGACUGUGUUUGAGACACUGGAUAUCGGCUGGCAGCUGAUGAGAAUCUUCCCCAAAGAGAUGCUGAAGAGAAUCCCUCAGAGCACCCUUGCAGAGUUCUACCCUCGCUUGAAGUAAUGAUGAUAACAUAGGGACGCAUAGUCACACACACACACACACACACACACACACACACACACACACACACACACACACACACACACACACACACACACACACACACAUAUAUAUAUACACACACACACACACACACACACAAGUCCAACCCUUCCCUCUUGCUCUGUCUCUUUGUAAUGGUGUUGCUGUUGUAACAUUGCCAGUAGCUUCUGUACUGUACGCAUCAUCAUAGACUAGUACUGAUACUGUCACACACAGAGACAACCCCUUACCCUAACAGAUAAACCUGUAUGAACCAGAGAAGUAGAAGAUGUAGGUGAUGGAGACAGUGGUUUCCACGCCAGAGAGGUUCUCUCUGACCAGUAGAGCGAAAUAGCCUGUUAAUAGGGCCUGGAAUUUUCCCUGGUCAGUCACAUGAUCAGGAAAAUCUCAUGGCCCUAGCUGUUCGAUGUAGAGGAUAGAUGGAUGGAUAGAUGGAUGGAUGGAUGGAUGGAUGGAUGGACGGUGAAUAGUCUGUUAGAAGUCAGAUGGAUGAUAUAAUGUAUUUUUAACAGGAUAUGUAGGUGUACUGUAGGUGUAGACCAGUGAAUAUGCAGUGAUGAUGCAUGUGUAUGAAAGAUGAGAUUAAGCCCAACAGCAUAUUUCACUGCAUAUAUUGUUAUGACCAAUAUGUUGCCUGUGUGUUGCUGCUAGUAUGUUUUGCAUAGAUCGGUGCUGUUUCUGCGCCGAGUUAACCCAAAAGUUUCCUUAAUUCAUUGAACUAAAGCCAGAGACACAACACACAAA
Coregonus clupeaformis (lake whitefish) is the source of this 2363-nucleotide messenger RNA. RefSeq names its product ATPase H+ transporting V1 subunit B2 (gene atp6v1b2b). The record is from RefSeq and is a predicted model, not a curated record. Gene Ontology annotation, biological process: proton transmembrane transport; ATP metabolic process. The transcript is spliced from 14 exons. Gene Ontology annotation, cellular component: proton-transporting V-type ATPase, V1 domain. NCBI's taxonomy places the organism in Eukaryota, Metazoa, Chordata, Actinopteri, Salmoniformes, Salmonidae. Bases 48 to 1577 code for a protein of 509 amino acids. Gene Ontology annotation, molecular function: proton-transporting ATPase activity, rotational mechanism; ATP binding.